UUAUGAUUAUACUAUUGUAAUAUAUCCGAGCAUUGGAUUGGAUUCAAAUAUGUUGAUAAUUUCAGGAAGAUUUAUGUGCGUAAUACUACCUUAUUGGUUCAUGGUUAAUAAGCCUGGUUAACAACAAUUGGAACCUUAAUCUCUUUGGAUUAACUAUUUGAUGCUAUGGAAUAGAAACCCAAUUAAUCCUUCCCACCGGGUUACCAUACCAUUCCUAUUAACCGAUUCCCAUUCUCAACCUAAAUAGUCUACUCACGGGUUGUACAAGUCUUACCAUUCUUGAUGUCUUUAUCGGCAUGUAUGCACGUGUUUAAUUUAUAUAAGUGUUUGAUGUCUUUAUCAGCCUGCAUGUCAUGUGUUUGAUAUCUUCCGUUGUUGCAUAUCUACAAUUUUGUUUUAAAAUAUUUGUUUUUGUUUCAUUUUAAGGUGUAAUUAGGGUGCCUGACAGAAAAAUUAAAAAGUAACUUAUGUGUUAUGAUUCCAAUUAUAUCCUUGUUAGAUAUAAAUAUUUUAUUUAGACGAUUUGACCACUAAGAGGGAAAGCAAGUAUUGGAUGAUAGAGGGAGUACAUGGAAACUAGGUUGUUGAUUUAUACACAACAUAAGGCCAAUAUAUUUGGAGAGUUCCCAUCUUUUGAUACGCAAUUAUUGAAUGCGCAUAUGAUUUUACUUUGAUUUGUGACAUCUUCGGUUAUGAAAAAUAUGGACCUACCACAUGUUUGCUUAAAUGUGGACUGAAGUUGUUGCUGAUACAUGUAUGAAUUCAGAGGAUUUUUUUUUUUUUUUAAAUUUUUAAGCACGGUAAUAUGAGGCUAAGUUGAAGGGUAGCUAAGACUUGCAAUUUUGUCUGAGCUAUAUUUGUUUGACUGGCAUACGGCAUUGCCAAUGUAAGCAUUUGUGUUUUCAAUUAGUUAGCUGUAUGUUUCACCACGCAAACAGAGAUCACACUCUUAUAUGACUGGUCGACAAACAGAGUUUUCAAUUGGACCAUAUAGUUAGCUGUGCCUCUCGGAUGAUUAAAGUUAUCUGGUAGCAACCAUGGGUAUUUAUUCAAUUGCUCUGAAUGCUUUUAGGAAGCAUUACGCAGUAGAGAGCAUUUGGUUAGGAAACAAUGGCAGGGGAUAAUGUUAGGGAUCCGCUCUUGAAUGUGGAAUACUAUGAGAACUGUCCUGGAUGCCAGGUUGAUCAGCAAAAGGCAGCGCUGCAAGGACAUUUGCCUAUCUGGAGGCUUUUAACAGUAUUUGUUACGGUGCUUGCCACAGCGAUGCAAAUAUCAUCUCUCUUUCCUUUCGUUUAUUUCAUGGUACAGGAUUUUAAUAUCGCAGAUCAAGAUGAGGACAUAAGUUAUUACGCGGGCUUUGUAGGCUCGUCGUUUAUGCUUGGAAGGGCUCUCACCUCUGUAUUUUGGGGCAAAGUGGCGGAUCUAUAUGGUCGCAGACCUGUGAUCAUUAUAGGAACCUCUACUAUAGUUAUUUUCAACACUCUCUUUGGUCUUAGCAUAAACUAUUGGAUGGCUGUUACUAUGAGGUUUCUUCUUGGAAGCUUAAAUGGUUUACUCGGACCAAUCAGAGCAUACACAUUUGAAAUUCUUCAGAAGGAACAUCACGCACUAGGACUAUCAGUAGUUGCUGCGUCAUGGGGCACAGGGUUGAUACUUGGACCUGCUCUGGGAGGUUUUCUUGCAAAGCCUGCAGAUAAUUUUCCUGAUCUUUUUUCACCACAAUCUAUUUUCGCAAGAUUUCCAUAUUUUUUGCCAUGCCUUUCUCUAUCACUUUUUGCACUAGUUGUGCUAAUCGCUAGCCUUUGGCUUCCAGAAACAUUGCAUAACCAUGAUUCACGCAAGAUUCCAAGUGACGACCCAAUCGGACGUUUGGAGAUCAGUGCACCCGCUGAGUCUGAUGCCACAGUUUGUACACAUGAAGAGACAAAAUUAAAUUCUAAAGAAAGCAUUUAUUCUAACUGGCCGCUGAUGUCAUCUAUAUUGGUGUACUGUGUUUUCGCGAUUCAUGAAAUGGCUUACUUGGAGACAUUUCCAUUAUGGGCUGAAAGCCCUAGGAGAUUAGGUGGCCUGAGUUAUUCAACCGUGGAUGUCGGUGAAGUUCUUGCAAUAUCAGGUGUUGGACUUCUGCUAUUUGAGAUUUGCCUGUAUCCAAAAUUGGAGAAAAGAGUUGGUUGCAUCUUGAUAACUCGUAUAUCGGCAGUUGUUUCCAUCCCACUUUUGACAAGUUAUACUUAUAUAGCCAUGCUAUCUGGGAUCCUCCUCUCCAUAUCGAUAAACUGUGCUUCUUUGUUGAAAAAUAUAUUAAACGAAUUCACUGUAACUGGCUUGUUCAUAUUGCAAAAUAGGGCAGUGGACCAACACCAGAGAGGGACUGCUAAUGGCAUUUCAAUGUCCUUUAUGUCGCUAUCUAAGGCAAUCGGUCCAGCUAUUGGAGGAGCACUCCUUUCCUGGGCACAAGGCCGGCAGGAUGCUGCCUUUCUACCAGGUCCGCAGAUGCUUUGGUUCAUAUUAAAUAUUGUUCAGGCAAUCGGAGUGGCAAUGACUUUCAAGCCAUUUCUGGUUGAACGCCGGGUGUGAAAAGUGUCUAGAACCUACAUUGGUCCAUUACUUUCUUACUUUCAAUAUAAAAUUAUAUCAUUUAAAAUAUUGUUGUAAUUAAUUAUGAAUGAGUUCUUCAGUUAUGAGAAAUAUUAUGAGAAAUAUGUGUGUGGAUAGCAGUCCUGAACUCAUCUCCUAGUAUUUUGAAAAUGGGCAAUAA
Messenger RNA from Daucus carota subsp. sativus, 2758 nucleotides. Its product is annotated as protein ZINC INDUCED FACILITATOR-LIKE 1. Gene Ontology annotation, cellular component: plasma membrane; plant-type vacuole membrane. Lineage: Eukaryota; Viridiplantae; Streptophyta; Magnoliopsida; Apiales; Apiaceae. The record is from RefSeq and is a predicted model, not a curated record. The coding region runs from base 1111 to 2577 and encodes 488 amino acids. Gene Ontology annotation, biological process: transmembrane transport; regulation of stomatal closure. The transcript is spliced from 18 exons. Gene Ontology annotation, molecular function: solute:potassium antiporter activity.